AUGGACUCUGGAGACACCGUGCUAGGGCAAGAAUCUACCUCAAAGUGCGGAGAAUCUGACAUAGUACCAAACAGAUGGUGUCAAGAGAAUCCAGCUAUAGUUACAAUGAGUAUUUAUGAUAGUCAAGAAGGAGAAAGACAGCCAAAGGUUAACCCUGAGCAUCUCUCAAACCCAGCAUCAGUACAAUAUUUUAGUUCCUUAAAAUCAGGAGCACAAAAUGAAGCCACACAGCAGAUACCAGAAAAGCAAUUUACGCAAAAACGUCCUGGUUCUUACACUCAUCGGCAUUCACUCUCAUUUCCACAACAUACAGUCCAUCAACAGAGGUUGGUGCAUAGCACAAAGCCUCACCAGAGUCUGGAAGGACAUGCUUACCCUUAUAGUCACUUGCCUGUUGCUCCAGAGGAUUUAUUCCUUCGAAUGCAUGGACACAGUGCUGCAUUCUCCAGAAAAAAGUUUUCAGCACUUGCUUCAUUCAGCCAGUAUUCACAAAAAUCUACUGAGCAAUCAGAAGACAUCCAUAAAAAGGAGCAAAAGCCCAAAAAAACCUGGCAAGUAUAUAUGUCCGUAUUGUACACGGGCGUGUGCCAAACCAAGUGUGCUGAAAAAACAUAUACGCUCUCACACUGGAGAGCGCCCCUAUCCCUGUGUACCAUGUGGUUUUUCCUUCAAAACAAAAAGCAAUUUGUAUAAGCACAGGAAGUCACAUGCACAUGCUAUAAAAGCUGGAUUAGUUCCUUUUGCCGACUCUGCUGUAUCCAAACUAGAUUUAGAAUCAUCUUGUAUUGAUGUAGAAACAGAAAUACAUUCUGAUGGGGAGCAGAGUACAGACACUGAUGAAGAGACAUUGUUACUAGUAGAAGACUCAGAAAAACUUAGCCCCAUUUCCCAGAUUCCAUUGGAUUUGGCUAUCAGAAGUGGAGAACUUUUAGAUCCAAGUUUUCACACAUCGGAAGAAUCUUUAAGUGGCUCAAUGAAAGUGCCAAUACUGAUAAUCCCUAAAAGUGGAAUUAGCUUAUCUAGUGAAAACCCUCAUUUUAUAACACCUGAAUUAAUGCACAACCCAUCAUUAAGUGGAAAAAUGAAUGAACCACAUACCGCUAAACAAAAACUUGCACUAAAGAUUACAGAAAAAAAAGGCCAUGAUUCAGAGAAGUCUUUAAAUCUUUUAAGCCCUCACAGUAAAGGAAGCACAGACUCUGGAUAUUUUUCAAGAUCAGAAAGUGCAGAUCAGAAUAUAAGUCCUCCAAAUACUAAUGCAACUUCCUAUGAAGAAAUAAUUUUUGGCAAGUAUUGUAGAUUAAGCCCCAGGUCUUCAAUGCAAAGUCAGGAAUCCAGUAUGUCAGUUGGUAACACUAGUGUGAUUGAGGAGCACAUUUCACAGUACAUGUCAAAGAGAGAAGAGCUUUUGGAUCAGAGCAAACUGAAGCCUAUGAAGUCAAGAUUAACUGGCAUCCGUGUUUCUGAACUGCAGAAAUCACAACUUAUUACAGAGUCUCUUGAAAGUGAAUCUAAACUGUAUCCAGACAUCCACCAAGGUCAAACAGCAGUCUUUUUGGAGACUCCCAGUGAUGUAUCACCACUUAUAAGAAGUAACUCAAUGCCAACUUCCUCUGGAGUAAGUUUAAGUGUUCCACCAUCUAUAAGGGGCAGUCACUCAUUUGAUGAGCGAAUGACAGGUUCGGAUGAUGUGUUCUAUCCAGGUACAACAGGCAUCCCACAUCAAAGACUCCUGAGGAGGCAAGGUGCAUUUGAAUUGCCACUGGUCUUGGAGGGCCAUUCUGAUUUUGAUACAUAUGCCAGAAUAACUAAAAAUGCACCUUCUGGCUACAGCAGAAAAGUUUUACAUGAAAAAACUGUUUCCUCAAAAGAGAAGAAAAUGCCAUCAAUGUAUGAAUAUAGUGUCUCAGGAAUUCACCCAAAAAGAUGGGAUGAAUAUGAAGCCCACAAACAGAGUUAUAGAGAUGUUCAGUACAUAGGUGGAAUGAAACCAGGAGGUGAAUACUUUAUAGAUGCAACUGCACCUUUACAAUCUCGAGUUGGAACAAUGAUUGAAAACAGAAAGCGCAGAAAGGAGAAAAGUGUUGGAGAUGAGGAAGAUAUUUCUGCUCCUUCAGAUGCAGUGAACAGUUCAGCAGGUAGUCCAGUUAUUGUAGACUUUGAUACAAAAACACAAGGCCAGGAACCUGGCAGGGUUAGCUUUUCUAUUUCAGGGCAAGAGUAUGUUUACAGUGGGCCUCAAGAUAUUGGUCGAUUGCAUCAACAGAUGGGAAGUCCUGUACCUAUAUUAGAUGAGUCUUCUUCAGACACUGAUAAAAUUAUAGAUAUAACAAGAAAGCCUCCUGGAAAUGUUAUAUCUGUAAUUCAACACACUAACUCUUUGAGCAGACCCAACUCUUUUGAAAGGUCUGAAUCUACAGAACUACUUGCUACCCAGUCAGCCUGCUCACCAUCAGAAACAUGUGACAGUGGGAACACAAUGUCCUCUAUGAGUCCAGAUUGGACUCAGGCAUCAGAUGUCUCAGAAUCUCCAGGAAGACCAUCUCCAUCGCAACACUCACAGCAGUCUUCAUAUCACAUGCCACCCAAAUUGGUUCGCCAACAUAAUAUUACAGUGCCAGAGAUUCGUGUUACAGAGGAGCCUGAUAAACCUGAAAAAGAACCAGAAAUUCCCAUUAAAGAGCCUGAAAAACCUCCAGAAGAAUUUCAGUGGCCUCAAAGAAGUGAAACCCUUUCACAACUCCCUGCAGAGAAACUGCCACCAAAGAAGAAACGUCUUCGGUUGGCAGACAUGGAGAACUCCUCUGGAGAAUCCAGUUUUGAGUCCACAGGAACGAGUCUGUCCCGUAGUCCAAGUCAGGAGAGCAAUUUAUCACACAGUUCAAGUUUUUCAAUGUCUUUUGACAGGGAUGAUAUAAUCAAAUCAGCUGUAUCAGCUAAACAGGAUGAAAUUGGAAGGCCUCCAGAGUUUUUAACUGUUCCUCCUGGAGCCUAUUCUCUAUCUGUACCUGGUCACCACCAUCAGAAAGAAAUGAGACGCUCCUCUUCUGAACAGAUUCCAUGUCCUAGCCUUACUGAGAUACCUGAAAUUCGAAGCAAAUCUUUUGACUAUGGAAACCUAACUCAUGCCUCUGGGCCUGGUGCUAUCACUACAACUCUUUCUCCAGCCCGUGAAAGAAAAAAGUGCUUUCUUGUUCGUCAAGCUUCUUUUAGUGGCUUUCCUGAAAAUUCCCAGGCAGAGCAAGAACAAACUGGAAGCCAAGAACAAUCUGAUCCACUGCAUAGCAGUCGGAGGUCUUCACAGGUUGCUUGGCAGCUUUCUCCUUCAUCUUCUACAAACUCUGAUGAGGCUGGAAAUGUAGAUGUUGGUACUUCUCCACUACCUGCAUGUACUUCAUCUCCUUAUUCUCAGCAAUCUGUUUCUAGCUAUGAUGCGUUAAGAAGUCCUUUAGGACUGCAGUCAUCCUAUAUACCCAAGAGACAUUUGCCAGACCAACAACAUUCAUUUUCACAUAAUGAGAAAGUUUUAUAUCCGCCAAUUCAUAGUACCUUUCAGUUACCUUAUUCUUCUAUAUGCAUGGCUCAAGUACCAGCACCACAUCCACUUUUGUGGCCAUCUUGUAUUGAUCCUUUGCAAAGACACUUCCAGCACCACUUGCAAAACUUACAAAAAACUUAUUUCAAGCCACCAAGCCAAUCAGAACUACACUCUUCCUAUUAUAUUGAUACUGCCCAAGAUCAUACUGGAUGCAAGCCUUAUAAUUAUUUACAUACCAUGGAAAAAAGCUGUCAGCCAUAUUUAGAAUCCAGCUCAUCGUUAUCAUCCUCAUCCUCAUCAUCAUCAUCAUCAUCCAAAAAGUCUAAACAUAUUCUUUCAAAACUACAGAGAGAUCACAGUGGCGGUUCAAGUGAUUCUUCCACUGACCAACAACUUUCUAUCUCUCCUAAUGCUGGGUCUCUUCAGCCUUUGCCAGGACCCAUAGUUCCAGUUAGAAUUCAGACACACGUGCCAUCCUAUGGGAGUGUCAUGUACACUAGCAUUUCCCAAAUCAUUGUUACACAUUCACAAACUAAUAGCUCAUCAAUAGUUAUAUGCAAAGUGGAUGGAAGCACAUCACAGAAGAUAAUGGCAACAAAUGCAUCCAUGAGAGGUUUGGGAUUCAACAUAGCCCAAAUGUUAGCUCCUUGUGGAGACCUGGAACAGUAUCCUAUAUGGAAAGUGCCACAGACAUUACCACUUGACAUAGAAUCUACAAUACCAUUAUGUUUGGUCUCUACCUCUGACAGUGCAUCUACUUUUGGAGGUGGCAAAAGAAUGCUUUCUCCUGCUAGUAGUUUAGAACUGUUUAUGGAGACAAAGCAGCAAAAGCGUGUUAAAGAAGAAAGAAUGUAUGGACAAAUUGUUAAAGAACUGAGUGCAGUUGAACUUAGUAAUUCUGACAUAAAGAAAAAUUUGUCACGAACCUCAAAACCUCAGUUAGUUAGACAGGGUCGCACCACAGAGCAAAAAGAUAUUCUUUCUUCUGCCCAGACUCCACCACCAUCAUUAUCAAAUUCUCCUCUUAACAUUUCAUCCAGUACAGAGAAGGAGUUGUCUGAGUCCAAGAUCAGUGACACCACUGAAGGACGAAUGUCACCUGAUGAAUUUUAUGAUGAAGAUGCUGCCUCUGAUAUGAGCUUAAGCCCUCCAAGGACAUCCUGUGAAACUCUUGAGGAUGAGCCUCUUAAAAACAAAAACUUGGGUGCAGGGUCAAAAGAUGGAGCUGCAAGUAUACUUAUUAAAGAUGUAUCUGAUGUCCAGCAAAUACUCCAGUUUCCCAGCUUGCGGACUACUACUACUGUCAGCUGGUGUUUUCUUAAAUAUGCCAAACCCAGUCAUACAGAACAGGAAUCACUGUCCUCUGUGUAUGCUUCAUGGUGCAUUAGUUCCUGCAACCCCAACCCUUCAGGGCUUAGCACAAGAACAUCUCUAGCACUUCUGAGAUCCAAGCAAAAGAAUACAUUAUCAGUUUACACCACGGCUACUAUGCAUAGAUCUGGAGCUGGAAAACUAACUUCUUCAAGAGUAUGGAAACUUCAGUUUGCACAGAUGAAACCAGAGCUGCCCCUCCUUGUUAACAGUAAAUUUGAAAAGAAGACUGCUGGAAACAGCAAAGAAAGGACAAAAGGAGAAAGUCAUGGAGAGAAAGAUAUUUCAGCUAAACAAACAGAACCAAUGCGGAUUAAAAUAUUUGAAGGAGGUUUCAAGUCUAAUGAAGACUAUGUAUAUGUGAGGGGACGAGGUCGUGGAAAGUACAUAUGUGAAGAAUGUGGUAUACGCUGCAAGAAACCAAGCAUGCUGAAGAAGCAUAUCCGCACCCACACAGAUGUUCGCCCUUACGUGUGCAAACUGUGCAACUUUGCCUUUAAAACAAAAGGAAAUUUGACAAAACAUAUGAAGUCGAAGGCCCACAUGAAGAAGUGCCUGGAGCUUGGAGUAGCAAUGACAUCUGUAGAUGAUGCAGAAACAGAAGAGUCAGGAAGCAUUGAAGAAAUGCACAAAGAAACAGACAAGAGCAGCAUAGCUAUUGAUCACCAGUUUUCUGAUGCCGAGGAAACAGAUGGUGAAGAUGGAGAUGACAAUGAAGAUGAAGAUGAUGAGGAGGAAGAAUUUGAUGACAACCAGGGAGAUGUAACACCAAAAAGCAGGUCGAGGAGUACUAGCCCUCAGCCUCCCAGAUUUUCAACGCUCUCUGUAACUGCUUCAUCAUCAUCCCACAGGGCAUCACCUGAAGGUUCUAUGGGGCACUCUCCCCUAAUGAGCUACUUGCCCACCAUGCCAAGUAUACAAGUUACACAUCUCAUGAACACAAGCACUAUGGGUGGGGACUCACAGAUGGUGGACUACCAAAAGCUUUUCCUUACAAGCCGAGAUCACGAUCGGGAAAAAAUGGAUAUGCCUGGUAGCAUGGAUGAAGACUAUAUGCUUACUUCAGAGCCCAGUUCAUCUCCUAGAGACUUCACAUCUUGUAGCCGUUAUUCCUCCCCAGGAUACGAUUCUUCUCCCUGCAGAGAUAAUUCACCAAAGAGGUACCUUUCACUGAGGGGAGAUUUAUCUCCAAGAAGGCACUUAUCACCACGUAGAGAUGCUUCUCCCAUGAGACAUCUGUCACCCAGGAAAGACACUGCACUAAGGAGAGAGCUGUCACCUCGAAGGGAUGUAUCACCAAGACGACAUCUUUCACCAUUACGGCCAAUGUCCCCCGGGAAAGAUAUAUCCACUGGAAGAGACCUUUCCCCACGGAGAGAGAGAAGAUAUAUGGCCUCGUUUAGAGCACUUUCCCCAAGAAGACGUUUACACCAUAAUCCAAGUUUGCCAAUGAGUCAUUAUUUGCACUCAGAGUCCGGAUUACUUGGCCAUGGAAGUUUACGAAAAAUCUGGCCACAGUUCUCAUAUGUAGGCCCACAUCCAGAAGAUGUUCCUGGACACCAAAGCUUUGGCCAAGAUCCUGAUGGCCAUAAAGACUAUGUUUUCAGUCACCUUCCAUUGCACUCACAACAACAGAUACGAGCACCUUUACCUAUGAUCCCAAUAGGCGGGAUUCAAAUAAUUAAUUCUAAUUCUGCAAUCCAAGCCAGUCCUCAGCCUUCUACAACUACACCCUUGCACCUGAGAAGUUCAGAUGAGAAGACUAUUUCUAUGUCCUGUAUCCCACUGCACCUUGAUAAACAUUCUUCUCCUGAUAUUCCUCCAGGAGAAGCUGGAGCUUCCCCUACUCUCUUACCUUCACCGGGGCAAAGCCCGUCAGAUGAAAGUUCACAGCCUACUGAGAGGGAGCAGGAGGAAAAUAUACGUACUUGCACAAAAGCCAUUGCUUGCCUGAGGAUUGCUGCAGAGGAAGGUCAACCGCUGAAGCGGGACCAACUGUCUCGUCCUCCUGAGCCCAAUCAAAAAACUUUAGAAAGUGCACAGUUUGGCAUUAGGCACUUUAGUGGACUUGAAGGGGGCAUGUCUCUUGCAUGCUCCUCAGCCACCCCAGUUGACUUGCACGGAGAAAAAGACAGUUUUGGUACAUCACAGUCUACGCAAGCUCAUUCCAAAUUCUAUAGUAAGACCAUGGACUUGACAAAAUUAGGAUUCCAUGGCAGGAAAGAAGAGCCAUCAAGCACACAGGAUGUAAAGAACUCUUCCCCUGAAUCCAAUAACCUGCAAUGA
Molecule: messenger RNA, 7195 nt
Organism: Staurois parvus
Lineage: Eukaryota; Metazoa; Chordata; Amphibia; Anura; Ranidae
Source: the annotation of a GenBank genome assembly